AUGGAGACCGAAGGCUAUCGUGACCUCCUGGAGACCAGCGAUGGUCAGGGGGUAGGCCUACUGGAUGGAGUGGGGGAGGUGGGUGUGGAGGAAGGCUGGAGCACAUCAUACCCUCUCGGUUUUCAGGUGUCUUUAACCACUGUGCUGAUGCUGGAGCUUGUGUUGGGCUUCAGCAGCAAUCUGACAGUACUUGUGCUCUACUGUGCUCAGUCAAACCUGGUAGAUUCAGUCAGCAACCUUGUCACGGUCAACCUCCACGUGCUCGACAUUCUGGUGUGCGUGCUCUGUUUGCCUCUUACAGUUGCUGUGAUCCUCCUACCAGCUAAUGAAAAUGGAGUCAGCAGCCUGGCCACACUUUGUUGCUUUCAUGAAGCCUGUGUCACUUUCACUAGUGUGGCCACAGCAGUCAAUGUGUUAGUGAUCAGUUUGGAUCGUUACGAUAUCUCUGUGCGUCCGGCUAGUCGUCUGCUGACUCCCAGACGGGCUGCACUGCUCCUGGCAGCGGUGUGGGCUGUGUCUCUGGCGGUUUUCUUCUUGCCUUUUCUUGAAGGGGACUUCUUCUCAGCAAAUGAGAAUAGUGAGGACGACGAGCCAGACAGGCAAAGCAAUGAGUCAGAACUCAAUACUGGACACACGCCCAUUUUAUCCUCCAGCUCUCCUUUAUUACCCUCCACUCUGCCUUCAUCUCCUUCACACCACCCACCAGUAUGGCAGAACAGGACUCUGCUGUGUGUUGGAGGGCAGGGGUAUUACACAGGCAUGGCUAUAUAUUACCACUUGUUACUCCAAGUGCCCUGCUUCUUCAUAGCUGUGGUAGCCAUGCUGUUCACCUACUCCAGGAUCUUACAGGCCCUCAACAUCCGCAUUGGCUCCCACAUGAUGAGGAAUACACGAUCAAAGGACAAGACCUGCAGGAUACGUUGCAGGAGGCGAAUGAGGAAGGACCUUAGCCUGCCGACUGAAACAGUGUCCUCCAAUCAGAACCAGAACCUCAAUCAUCCGCCCCUUAUUCCCUCUGCCACACCAACACCAACAUCACCUCCGCCGUUCUCUUCCAUGCCCCUAGGGUUGUCCGACAGUGGUCCAACAGUAACCACUGUCAGCACUGCUGCUACCACACCCAUUGCUACCACACCAGCCACACCAGCUUCUCCAAUUCCACCUACAGCAUCAGCUCAGACCCACGCCUCCACACCACUGCCUGCCUCAUCCAUGGGUGUGCAGGCCUCCGUGUCUGCUAUCAUUGCUUUGAGACGGGCGGUGCGCAGGCAUAGGGACAGACGGGAGCGUCAACGACGUGUCUUGAAAAUGUCCCUCAUCAUCAUAUCCACCUUCCUGGGCUGCUGGGCCCCUCUGUCUGCAGUCAAUGUUCUCAUCCUUUGUAUGGGUCCCAGUGACAGCCUUGUGGAGCUCCGUUUGUGCUUCCUGGCCAUGGCAUAUGGAACUACUAUCUUUCACCCUCUGCUCUAUGCUUUUACCCGGCAGAAACUAAGGCGUGCCCUCAAAACACGCGUUAAGAAAAGGGUAGUGUCCCUUUUACAGGUGGACCCCGCUCCCAGUGGAGGAACUGUGAUUCAUAACUCUUGGGUGGAGGGGGGAGGCCAGAGAAAGGGUCGCAAGUCAAAAAUGGAGGCCAGCGAUGGCACUGAUCGAUGUCUCACAGAAGCGGUGAGGGAAUGAGUCUGGACUUCAAAGUGCAGUUGCAUGUCUGAGAGUUCUGUGUGACUUUAAAGAAUUGUUGGUACCUUACUAAGCUGAUGCAGAUGAAUUGUGUGAGCAUUUAUGCGUGGGUGUGAGGACAAAUGAGCAGGAGUUUGUUUACAAAGGUCAGGACAAACCCCUGCAGAUGAGGAAACAGGUGAGCCUUGAGCUCUUCCCAGAGAUGCUCUUUGCUCUCCUGACAUGGGCUGCUGUUAGUCCACCUUGGACUGCUUAUAAAUUGCUAUGGCAACAAUAGCCAAGCAUUAUGACAACCUAGCCAUGACUACUCAAAAUACUAUUGUUCACCCUUUGUGCAAAGUAAGGUAUAGAUAAUUGCAAAUACAUGCAGUACAAUAUUACUCCUGUGUGCACUUUGAACUGCAUGUGCAUGUACAUAUGCAGUUACAGACACAGACACACUGAUCUAUUUAGUCACUAUCUGUGAAAGCACACGAAUAUCUACCUGCACUGAUGUUCUCAGUGACAAUGAUUUAAAUAGCAGACUUCUUUCUCUUUCAUUUUUUUCA
Molecule: messenger RNA, 2228 nt
Organism: Nematolebias whitei (Rio pearlfish)
Lineage: Eukaryota; Metazoa; Chordata; Actinopteri; Cyprinodontiformes; Rivulidae
Product: G-protein coupled receptor 22-like
Exons: 1
Coding region: 1-1680 (559 amino acids)
Biological process (GO): G protein-coupled receptor signaling pathway
Cellular component (GO): membrane
Molecular function (GO): peptide binding; G protein-coupled receptor activity
Source: RefSeq, a predicted model, not a curated record